This is a messenger RNA of Papaver somniferum (opium poppy), 1149 nucleotides long. RefSeq lists its product as uncharacterized. The record is from RefSeq and is a predicted model, not a curated record. The transcript has a single exon. The coding region runs from base 1 to 1149 and encodes 382 amino acids. Gene Ontology annotation, molecular function: RNA-DNA hybrid ribonuclease activity; nucleic acid binding. Lineage: Eukaryota; Viridiplantae; Streptophyta; Magnoliopsida; Ranunculales; Papaveraceae.
AUGGAUAUCUCAAUGGAAACUUUCUUCAGUGUGGCCAGGUUUAAAAUGGGCAUGGCAAUCACUCAAAAAAAAAUCAGAUGGAUUAUUGGUACUGGACAUCAUAUCUCAGUUUGGUUUGACACUUGGGUUGGUGAUAGUCCUAUAAUUGAAUUUAUUGGUUUCACUAAUUAUGUCAAAAAUAAUAUUCAAAUGAAAGUAAAGGAUUUAUUACAGAAUGGUAGAUGGAAGAUUCAUGUUGAAUUACAAAGUUAUAUCAAUUAUCCAUUACUUAUUGUAAGUGGUGCUCAAGAUUCAGUCAUCUGGUGUGGUGACAUAAAGGGUAACUUCUCCACAACAUCAGCAGUAAAUGGCAUCAUAUUCAAACAACCAAAACUCCAUUGGCCUGUACAAAUUUGGAAGCAGUUUCUUCACCCUGGAAUUACUAGUAAUAUCUGGAAAAUUCGGCAGGGGGUGUUUGUGGAUGAUCAAAAAAGAGUGACUCAGGGUUAUUCUAUGGUUUCCAUGUGUUGUGUCUGCAACCAAGAGCAAGAUAGUAUGGAACAUCUUUUAUGGUUCUGCAGCUUCAGUCUUAAAAUCUGGCAAUGGCUAGGUAACAUCUUUCACUUCUCCAUUCCUUCAUCAUUUGAUAACAUUUUUCAAUUGGCAAAACACUACAAGUCCAUUGUCAAAGAAAUCUGGAUCACAGAUGCUCUUUCCAUAAUAAGGGAACUGUGGUUUAUGAAAAAUAUAAUACUUUUUUAUAAUGCAAAGCCAAAUGAAAACUCAUUUAAGAGCAGAAUUCUAAACUCAGAUUAUCAUGGAGGUUUUAGAAUGAAGGGGACCAGAUGGAAUCAAGACUAUGACACAAUUAUCCUCAAAUUCUUCCAUUUAGAUCCUAGAAGAACUAAAUUUACAACUCUUAAAGACUGUUUCUGGGUCAAUCCUGCAAAAGGUUUUGUAUUGUUUUGUUGUGAUGGUUCUGCAGUAGGAAAUCCUGGAUUGGAAGGUUUUGGAAUUAUUGCAAGAGACCAUGAAUGCAGAGUCCUUGGUACUAUAUCAGGUGGUCUAGGGGUUGCUACAAAUUAUAUAGCUGAGGCUCUGGAUGUUAUAUGGGCAUUAGAAUGGGCAGUGAAACUUCAUUGUGACAACAUCAUUAUUAGAUCAGAUUAA